This is a messenger RNA of Acanthosepion pharaonis, 819 nucleotides long. The record is from the annotation of a GenBank genome assembly. Lineage: Eukaryota; Metazoa; Mollusca; Cephalopoda; Sepiida; Sepiidae.
AUGCCUGCUUCCUUAAAGAGAAAUAAUUUUGGAAUAUCUAUCUAUCUAUCUAUCUAUCUAUCUAUCUAUCUAUCUAUCUAUUUCUACUCGUAUCUAUCUAUCUAUCUAUCUAUCUAUCUAUCUAUCUAUCUAUUUCUACUCGUAUCUAUCUAUCUAUCUAUCUAUCUAUCUAUCUAUCUAUCUAUCUAUCUUUACUCGUAUCUAUCUAUCUAUCUAUUUUUACUCGUAUCUAUCUAUCUAUCUAUCUAUCUAUCUAUUUCUACUCGUAUCUAUCUAUCUAUCUAUCUAUCUAUCUAUCUAUCUAUCUAUCUUUACUCGUAUCUAUCUAUCUAUCUAUUUUUACUCGUAUCUAUCUAUCUAUCUAUCUAUCUAUCUAUCUAUCUAUCUAUCUAUCUAUCUAUCUAUCUAUUUCUACUCGUAUCUAUCUAUCUAUCUAUUUCUACUCGUAUCUAUCUAUCUAUCUAUCUGUUGGGUGGACCCCUUAACACUAUCUAUCUAUCUAUCUAUCAGGGUCUGUUCAUUAUCUAUCUAUCUAUCUAUCUAUCUAUCUAUCUGGGUAAAGGCCCCCACCACCUGGACGGACACCAGCGAGAAACAGAUUAUGACCUGCGACCGCGGACUGGUGUAGCUCGGCCGCUUGACCACGGCCCGAAUACCACGGUUAAAGAUCCGCAUCACGAACGACGUAGCGUAGGAGAGAAAGAUGCCGAGGAACAAGAUGUAGCACAGCUCUCGUCCGGAGGCCAUGAUCACCGGCGUCUUGCUAUAAAUUAUGAACGUGAUGAGAACGAAGAUGGUAGACAGGAUGCCCAGUAUUGA